AGUCGUUGUGUCUCGUGUUGGACGUGCGCGCGUUUCUCCCAGCAGUCAGUGCUCGUCCCGGUUUAGCGCCGAGGAAACGCCAAGAGUCUCCAGGCCGACUGAGACGAUAGAUAGAGGAAAAGAGAGAGAUAGAUAGAAGGAGAGCGAGUGUCCUAUCUACGCACAGCGCGAGUCCUGCGCGUCCUUCUCCUCCUGUCCUAGAGGAGACGACGUCUCGCUUCGGCCGCCAAAAUGGUGUCCGGAGGCAUGGCCUGUGUCAAGUACCUGCUGUUCCUGUUCAAUCUCAUCUUCGCGAUCACAGGGAUCGUCUUUAUCUCGGUGGGCUCUGUCAUUCUCAUCGUUUAUAAAGGCUACGGGAAUUUUGUCGACAUAUGGAUGUUCGCAGUACCAGUACUGAUGAUAAUCGUCGGCAUUGUUGUAUUUAUCAUGUCAUUCUUCGGUUGCUGUGGUGCAGUUAAGGAAAACCACUGCAUGAUAAUAACGUUUUCAGUAUUAUUGCUGCUGAUCUUUGCCCUUGAAUUGGGCGCUGGCAUCUCAGGAUACAUGAUGCGUAGUAAGGUCAGCGCUAUGCUGGAAAAGUGUAUGAACGCUGCACUUGUGGACUACAAUAAUAGAGACGAUUUCCGUACAUCGUGGGACAUCAUGCAACACGACUUGCAAUGCUGCGGCGUCCAUUACCCCUCGGACUGGACACGCGCCGGCUUCCCGGACAAGACUUUGCCCAAAUCCUGCUGCACGGAACUGCCGGCAAACAAUCCGACUUGCGACACCAACGACAUCAAGUCCAACACCGAAGGCUGCAAGGAUCAGCUACACAGGAAAAUCGAGGAAAACGCAUUGAUACUUGGCGGUGUCGGCAUCGGCGUCGCUCUUAUUCAGCUGAUCGGGGUGAUCUUUGCGUGUUGCCUGGCACGUUCUAUUCGCCGCGAGUACGAGACUGUUGAAACCACAGCGCACUGAUCAGCCACCGCUUAGGAGGCAUAUAAUCAUAAUCUUGUCCAUCAUGCAUUGAUAGAUAAAAACUAUAAAUAGAAUCAUCGUGACCUUAGUCAUCUCCGAUACGCUUGUGAGUUUA
Messenger RNA from Ceratosolen solmsi marchali, 1075 nucleotides. RefSeq names its product CD63 antigen. The coding region runs from base 232 to 960 and encodes 242 amino acids. The record is from RefSeq and is a predicted model, not a curated record. The transcript is spliced from 6 exons. Lineage: Eukaryota; Metazoa; Arthropoda; Insecta; Hymenoptera; Agaonidae. Gene Ontology annotation, cellular component: plasma membrane.